AUUCUUGUCUUGUAGAAUGCAGAACCUUUCCAGGUUACUGUCCGAGAAGACAAUUGUAUCAUUGUCUCCCUGGAAGCAUCUGAUGUGGUGAGCUCAUCCUCUGUAUAUGUUGUGAAGAUAGCUGGAGAAUCCAAGAACUACUUUUUCCAGUUUGAAGAAUUCAAUAGCACUUUACCUGCCCCCGUGGUUUUUAAUGCCAAAUACCAUGGCCUAUAUUACAUAGUAACUCUGUUGGUAGUGAACUCAAAUAUGGUUUCCAAGUCAGCAAGAUCAAUCACUGUGUUAACCAAACCCCUUCCUGUGAGCAGUGUUUCUAUCUAUGAUUACAAACCAUCUCCAGAAACAGGAGUGUUGUUUGAAAUUCAGUACCCAGAGAAGUACAAUGUUUUUACCAGGGUAAAUAUAAGCUACUGGGAAGGAAAAGACUACCGAACAAUGCUGUACAAAGAUUUCUUUAAAGGUAAAACAGUUUUCAAUCACUGGCUACCAGGUAUAUGCUACAGUAACAUCACAUUUCAGUUGGUAUCGGAAGCAACCUUCAACAAAAGCACACUAGUGGAAUACAGUGGGGUCCAGCAUGAGCCCAAACAGCACAGAACAGUUCCUUACCCACCUCGAAACAUUUCUGUUCAGAUUGUACCAAUCAACAGAAACAACUGGGAAGAGCACAGUGGGAAUUUUGCAGAAGAAUCAUUCAUGGGACCACAAGAAAUCAUAAGGAAAGAAAAACUUAGCCGUUCUUCUGACAACCCACCUGACAUUCCAGCAGGGAACACAUCUGCAGCCUGGACAGACUACCGCUAUAACAGCACUGAGUAUGAAACCACGUCGCAGCCGUACUGGUGGUCUAAUGAAGCUGAGUCGUCAGAGGGUGAAGAGGAGUUUGUCAAUGCAGUUUCCAGUGAUUAUGAGGCCAAUGAAGUCAACGCAUCUGGAAAACUCACGCCAGAGCCCCCCUCCUUCCUUCCUGUACAAAUGGUGCUGACCUGGUUACCACCAAAGCCACCUACUGCAUUUGAUGGUUUCCAUAUCAGUAUUGAAAGGGAAGAGAACUCCACGGAAUUUUUGACAGUAAGUGAGGACACUCACAAAUUUGUUGCUGAACUGAAAGAACCAGGAAAAUAUAAGUUGUCUGUAACAACAUUUAGCUCCUCUGGCUCUUGUGAAGUUCGGGGAAGUCAAUCAGCAAAAACACUUAGCUUUUACAUCAGCCCCACAGGUGAAUGGAUAGAAGAGCUCACUGAAAAACCCCAGCACGUAACCGUGACGGUGCUAAGCUCCACUACGGCCCUGACAUCCUGGACAGCAUCACAAGAGAGCGGUGGCAACAGCACCAUCGUGUCUGUGGUCUCCCUGACCUGUCAGAAGCAAAAGGAAAGUCAAAGGCUUGAAAAACACUACUGCACGGAGGUGAAUUCAAGCAGCAGCCUCAUUGAAAAUCUUGUUCCUGGUGCCCAGUACCAGGUUGUGGUUUACUUACGGAAAGGACCGUUGGUGGGACCUCCUUCUGAUCCUGUUACAUUUUCCAUUGUGCCCACUGGAAUAAAGGAUCUGACGCUUUACCCUUUGGGACCUACUGCUGUGGUUUUGAGCUGGAACAGACCUUUCCUUGGGGUGUUCAGGAAAUAUGUUGUAGAAAUGUUUUACUUCAAUCCAUCAACGAUGACCUCUGAGUGGACAACUUAUUAUGAAAUAGCAGCAACCGUCUCCUUAACUGCCUCUGUGAGAAUAGCUAACCUGCUGCCUGCUUGGUAUUACAAUUUCCGGGUCACCAUGGUGACUUGGGGGGACCCAGAGCUGAGCUGCUGUGACAGCUCCACCAUCAGCUUCAUAACAGCACCAGUGGCACCCGAGAUUACCUCCAUAGAAUAUUACAACCACCUUUUGUAUGUCACCUGGACCUAUGGAGGAGAUGGUACUGACCUCUCUCAUUCCAGGAUGCUGCAUUGGAUGGUCAUUGCAGAAGGAAAGAAGAAAAUCAAGAAGAGUGUAACACGCAAUGUGAUGACUGCAGUGUUGAACUUGCCUCCAGGGGAUAUUUACAACCUUUCAGUGACUGCUUGUACUGAAAGAGGCAGCAAUACUUCCCUGCCCCAGCUUGUGAAAUUGGAACCAGCCCCUCCAAAAUCACUGUUCGCUGUCAACAAGACACAGACCUCUGUGACUCUGCUGUGGGUGGAAGAAGGAGUGGCUGAUUUCUUUGAAGUCUACUGCCAGCAGGCUGGAUCUGGUCAGGAAACAAAAGUCCAGGAACCUGUCACUGUCUCCUCACACGUAGUGACCAUUUCCAGCCUAACCCCUGCCACUUCCUACAACUGCAGCGUGACCACCUUCAGCCACAAUAGCCCCAGCAUCCCCACUUUCAUUGCGGUUUCCACCAUGGUCACUGAGAUGAAUCCCAACGUAGUGGUAAUCUCUGUGUUAGCCAUCCUAAGUAUCCUUCUGAUUGGACUGCUGCUGGUGACUCUUGUGGUACUCAGGAGAAAACAUCUACAAAUGGCCAGGGAGUGCGGGGCUGGAACCUUUGUCAAUUUUGCAUCUUUAGAGAGAGAUGGAAAGCUUCCCUAUAAUUGGCGUAGAAGUGUAUUUGCUUUCCUAACUCUGCUACCCUCAUGCCUUUGGACUGAUUAUCUUUUGGCAUUUUAUAUUAAUCCUUGGAGUAAAAAUGGAUUAAAGAAGAGAAAGCUGACCAACCCUGUCCAGUUGGAUGAUUUUGAUGGCUACAUCAAGGAUAUGGCCAAAGAUUCAGAUUACAAAUUUUCUCUGCAAUUUGAGGAGCUAAAACUGAUUGGGCUUGACAUACCCCACUUUGCUGCUGAUCUUCCCAUGAAUCGCUGUAAAAAUCGCUACACAAAUAUCCUGCCAUAUGAUUUUAGUCGUGUCCGGUUAGUUUCAAUGAAUGAAGAAGAGGGAUCUGACUACAUUAAUGCCAACUACAUUCCAGGUUAUAAUUCACCCCAGGAAUAUAUUGCAACCCAAGGGCCACUGCCAGAAACUAGGAAUGAUUUUUGGAAGAUGGUUCUCCAGCAAAAAUCUCAAAUUAUUGUUAUGCUCACUCAGUGUAAUGAGAAAAGAAGGGUGAAAUGUGAUCAUUACUGGCCUUUUACAGAAGAUCCUGUUGCAUAUGGGGACAUCACAGUAGAGAUGCUGUCCGAGGAGGAACACACAGACUGGGUUUAUAGGAAUUUCCGAAUUAGCUAUGCUGAUGAGGUGCAAGACGUGAUGCAUUUUAACUACACUGCCUGGCCAGAUCAUGGUGUCCCCACGACCAAUGCUGCCGAAAGCAUCCUCCAGUUUGUACAGAUGGUCAGGCAGAAAUCAGCAAAGAGUAAAGGCCCCAUGAUCAUACACUGCAGUGCUGGAGUGGGACGAACAGGAACCUUCAUAGCCCUGGAUCGGCUCUUACAGCACAUUCGUGAUCAUGAGUUCGUAGAUAUAUUGGGCCUGGUGUCUGACAUGCGGUCCUACAGAAUGUCCAUGGUGCAGACAGAGGAACAAUACAUUUUUAUUCACCAGUGUGUGCAACUGAUGUGGCAAAAGAAGAAGCAGCAGUUCUGCAUCAGCGAUGUCAUAUAUGAGAACGUCAGCAAGUCCUAGUUCAGCGUCACAAGUGGUGAGACCAUGAAGCACACCCAUCUUCCCUUGCUUCUGAUUUUUUUUCUUUUGAUGGUUUGAACGGCCAGUUGUUCUGCCACGAGAGACUGCUGCUUUGCAGUACAAGGACGAUAAAAGAAAGAAACUUUUAACUUUCUGAAGCACUGGGGAGACAAAGCCUUAACGAGCCUGCGGUGUCUUUUGAACUGUUU
Molecule: messenger RNA, 3806 nt
Organism: Nipponia nippon (crested ibis)
Lineage: Eukaryota; Metazoa; Chordata; Aves; Pelecaniformes; Threskiornithidae
Source: RefSeq, a predicted model, not a curated record